AUGGAUUCUGACGACUCCGAAUUUUACGGGAGCCCAGAGGAGAGGCGACAGCUACAAUCUCGCGUUGAUGGAUUCGAUGCCCGUGCCUGGGCCCGGCAACACAGCGUCUGGGGAUUUGGGUCUCCAUGCAGACGCCCAUCCGCUUCGGCCAAAUCUGCAGAGUUGCACAACCCUUACGCCGGCAUAAGCUGCGCGCGGCAGCUCGCCGAGACGCUGGAUGAUUUUCUGUCGAGGUUACCUCCUGCAACUACUGACGCAAGCGAGGAUACGCCUUGGAUUUUCAUAUGCAACCCAUACGUUUCGCGAAAAAAGAGACAUGAUGACGGUGGUGAAUUCAUGAAAGGGAACGAGUUUGAAGCUCCCACAGAAGACGAAAGCCACGUGGGCCUCGUGGUAGAAGGCGGAAUGAAGAGAUUGGAGCUUCUGACAGAGUUCAGGCAGAAGCUAGAGUUGUCAGGCAGAUCAGCCGCAUUGGUGAAACGAGAGCUGGUGCAGGAACAGAGUCAGGCUGUAGCCGAUAUUCUCCGUCUAGCUCAAGCCGGCAAGGUUCGAAGCGGCAAGUGGAUGCUCUUUUGCCCGCCGUCCGACGUCAACGAAGUUUGGGGCCGCGUUGCCAGAGCCACAGCACAUAAUGAGCUGGGUAUAGCGGCCAAGGUAAGCCCAAGGCCACAAUUUGAUCAUGUUCGCAAAGACAGGAUUAUCUGUAUAUACACGAGCGAUUUCCAAGACAAAUCCGACGUCGGCCGUGUCUUGCGGCAGCUGAGAAACCUCAAGCUCGUUGGGCCAGGACGACCGAUCAUAUACUACAAGCCCGAUAUCUUUACCUACAUUGGUCUUUCGCAUGGAAACCCCUGGGGCCUCGCCGCUUCGAUUUACAAUUCCAAGACAUUUGAGUCGUAG
Messenger RNA from Metarhizium album ARSEF 1941, 900 nucleotides. Its product is annotated as DNA polymerase II large subunit-like protein. Bases 1 to 900 code for a protein of 299 amino acids. The transcript is spliced from 4 exons. NCBI's taxonomy places the organism in Eukaryota, Fungi, Ascomycota, Sordariomycetes, Hypocreales, Clavicipitaceae. The record is from RefSeq and is a predicted model, not a curated record.